Messenger RNA from Hemiscyllium ocellatum (epaulette shark), 1754 nucleotides. It is a transcript of the gene b3glcta, whose product is annotated as beta 3-glucosyltransferase a. Gene Ontology annotation, cellular component: membrane. The transcript is spliced from 15 exons. The record is from RefSeq and is a predicted model, not a curated record. NCBI's taxonomy places the organism in Eukaryota, Metazoa, Chordata, Chondrichthyes, Orectolobiformes, Hemiscylliidae. Gene Ontology annotation, molecular function: acetylglucosaminyltransferase activity. The coding region runs from base 61 to 1569 and encodes 502 amino acids.
UUGUGGCGGGUUACUGAAAUCUUGCAGACGCUCCGUCUUGGUCGCUGUUCCUUCCCGGAGAUGGUGCCUGACAGCUGUUCACUGCUGGCCGUGCGUGCUCAGCUGAUCCCUCUGCUCCUCUUAUUGGUUUUCAGCUUUGCUUCAAGAGCUGCAAAGGAACAAGACACAUCAUCACAGAUAUCAAGAGAUAGCAGUGAACCACAGAACGCAUCUUUAGAGAUCGAUGAAAUUGUUUUUGUUAUUCAGAGUCAAAAGCAAUCCUUCCAUGUGACUCAAGCAAGAAAGCUCAGACAGGAUAUCUUACAGCAGGCGGAAGCUUUAACUCAGCAUCUACCCACAGUGCUGUUUAUCCAUGAACUGGGUAAACAAGAAGGAACUUGGACAAUCAUUCCCAUUAUACCACACCUUUCAGCUAAUUAUGGCAAGAAAUCCUGGAUUUUCUUUUGUGAAGAACAAACCAGGAUUCAUGUUCCAAAGUUGUUGGAGGUCAUUAGUAGAUAUGACAAAACAAAGGAAUGGUUCUUAGGAAGGGCUCUGUAUGAUGAACAAUCUACAAUUAUUCACCAUUAUGCUUUUGCUGAAGAUCCAGUGACUUUUAAAUAUCCAGAUUUUGCAGCUGGCUGGGCCUUGAGUAUUCCACUUGUCAACAGGCUUUCAAACCAAUUGAAGAUAGAAAAACCUUUUGCAGACUUUACUAUAGACUUGAAACAUGAGAUUGCACUCUUUAUAUCCCAAAAAUCUAAUGGUCCUCAGCUGACUUCGGUAAAGGAAUUUUGUACAGAAGGAGUAACCGCACCUGAAGCAACCAACUGUGCAACUACAUUUCAUACCUCUCUUCCAUUUUGUGGAAAACUAGUAGAGAAGGGAAACAUCUUUUUUGCUGUAAAAACCUGCAAAAAGUUCCAUCAGGAAAGAAUACCAAUUGUAAAGAAAACUUGGGAAAAACAAGCAGCUCUGAUUGAAUACUAUAGUGAUUAUGCAGAUAGUUCCAUUCCAACCCACUACUUAGGAAUACCAAAUACUGAAAGAGGGCACUGUGGCAAAACGUUUGCCAUUCUGGAACGAUUCCUAAGUAAUGCUGUUCCUGAGGUUCCCUGGCUCAUGAUUGUGGAUGAUGACACAUUAAUAAGUAUCCCAAGACUCCAAAGAUUAUUGAGCUGCUACAGUCCGAAAGAGCCAAUUUUCCUUGGAGAACGUUAUGGCUACGGACUCGGCACUGGUGGAUACAGUUACAUUACAGGAGGCGGAGGAAUUGUCUUUAGCAGAGAAGCAGUAAAACAGUUACUUGCAAGUGGAUGCAGUUGUUACAGUAAUGAUGCGCCUGACGACAUGGUUCUAGGAAUGUGCUUCAACAGCCUUGGUAUCCCAGUAACACACAGUCCUCUUUUCCACCAGGCACGACCAGUGGAUUAUCCAAAAGAUUAUCUUGCACAUCAGGUUCCAAUUUCAUUCCAUAAGCACUGGAAUAUUGAUCCAAUUGAAAUCUAUCAAACUUGGUUGGCUAAAGAAGAUGAUCCUGUAUCACACCAAAUAAUAAAGGAGCCAAAAAAUGAAAGGGAAGAUUUAUGAAUGCCUUAAUAAUGAAAAAACAUUUAUAAUAUAUAGGUAAAUAGUUCAUUUAGUUUUCAUGAAGAAGGCAUUCAACUAGCAUUGCGGUUUUUGAAACACCUUCCAAAGCUGUAUUCGUAUUAAUAACUUUGCUUAAUACUUUUUAUAUUACAAAGUAAAAUGCUGAAUUAUAUUUGUAAUUCCCU